AAAUUUCCAAUUAAAGAAAAAUAAUAAAAAAAAAUAUUGAAAAUAAAAACCGGUUAUUUGAAGGUGUUUUUGUGUUGAAAAAAAAAAAAUUCUUGAAAAAAUACAAUUUUAAAACCAAUUAAAUAUUGAAUACCAAAACCUCACCAAAGUGUCUUUACUUUUGCCAACCAUCCGCAAAAAUUCUGAAACACGACUGGAAUUCUCAAUUUCCUUUUUUCGAUUUUGACACUUUACUCAAAUAACACCGGCAUAAUCAAACCAAUUUAACUUGGCCGGCUACUACGAAUGAGGGAAAAAAAGAAAAAAAUCGAAAAAAAAAUAAUUGCAAAAAGAGAAGGUCCCCCAAGGAGUGGUCAUGAAAAAUAGCCAGUCGGCCAGUCCUUGAAAAAAGUUUCCGAAAAAAAAAGAUAUUGAAAUAGUCUUCUUCCCUGCUUCCCAAACGGCAAACCAUAAUUUUGAAAUUUAACAAUAACAACAAUAAACAUAACGUGAGCAAAAGAAAAACAACAACAAAAACCGGUCUUUAACAAAAUAAAGCACUUGAAUUGAGAGCGAGUUUGAAAAAAAAUAGUAACAACAGCCUUAAAUGUCAAACAAGAAGCCGAAUUCCGAAACAAGGGCCAAGACGCAGCAACAAAAAACGUGAUUUAAUAUAGGCCACAACAACAACAAUAAAAAAAUAACAAUAACAACAACUUACCAAAAAAAAUCAAAUUCAAAAUAGUUUUGAAAAAAUAGUCCCUUUUUGCCUCACCCCUGUGUUCGGACCCCUAAAAAAUCAAAAUGUUGGUUAACUCCACCACAACGGCCUCCACACCCACCCCAGGUUCCAGUUCUUCGACCAGCAAUACCCUGGAACCAGCCCAUACCAUAUCCACAAACUCUUCCUCAUCGCAAUUGCAUCAACAUUUGCAACAGCAGCAGCAACACCAACAUCAACGUGAUAGCCAUGCAUCCUCUUCAUCGGUUUCGGCUUCCUCGUCCGCCCAAUCCUAUACACAGGUUCAUCAGCAGCACUUGUCCGCUAAUUUAAAUUCACGUCCACCCUCACGUGCUCCCUCGAUUUUGGAUAGUCCAACAUUGGCACGUGUAGAACGUGCCCGGCUUCGUUUGGAAGCAUCCGCUCAGCAGCAGCAGCAAAGCGGAAAUUUGAAUGGCAGCUGUGGCAGCAACAUCAACACACUGAAUCGCGAGGAUAGUUUGGAGCGCUCAAUAUUGGAUCCAAAGCAAAAAGAUGUACCCUGGCAUCAGGUCUGGACACAUAUGAAACGUCUAUCCCACGCCUCCAAAGUCAAUUCGACGACAACGUUGUGUGCCCAGAAAACCGAUCUCUCGACAACGGGCAAAUCCAUAAUAUUUCCCGAUAGAACAGCCUCCCUUAAAGACACGUUGUGUGCGCAGCAGGUGUUUUCAAGGCCAGAUAUGCAAUCUCUGUUGGCAGGACGUAUACCGGUAGCCUCAAUGACGGGUCCAAUUAAACGCGGCCUUUUAUGGCAGCAACGUGAUCGUUUGUUUUCACGAUGGAAAGAAAGAUAUUUUGUUUUGACACGUGACUAUCUGCAUUGUUUUAAAAGAGCAUCAGGUUCAGCCAAUGAACGUGCCUCCGACAUGGGACAAUUUAUAUUUAAGGUCAAAUUGGUUGAUGUGGAAAAAGUGGAAUGGUUAAAUCGUCGCUCCUACAGUGCUAUUGGCUUACUUCUGGGACGAGAGGGUAGAGUUUUAUUGCGAUGCGAUGAAGGCCUCGAAGAUUGGUUCGAACUGUUGGAGGAAUGUACCAUUACCUCCAAGGAACGUCGCCGUGCCCUGAAAAUAGCCCAAGGUCCCAGAUCCCGAGCCUCCUUGGCUGCACCCGUCUCACAUGCCUCACUACAAUCAAAUCAUUUCGGUUUGGGUGGUACCUAUUCGAGUGCUUUGGACGAUUGGCUAAUGACCAAUGGCAGUGGUAUGGGUGUUGGACGUGGCCAAAAACUGGUCACCAAUAGUAUGUGUGGUUAUGGUGGUAACAAUCCAUUCCUAUUCUCCGACUCGGUGCCCGAUUUAAGUGCAUUGAAUAAUGAAAAUCAUAAUCACAUUAGUGGUAUGUCCACCAAUCAUUCAACCCCGCAGAAGAUACCCUAUUCGGCUGCGGCCACGGCCAGCGGUAACAAUAGUCGUUAUUCGAAUGGUUACUCGUCGCAGAAUUCAUCGUUUUCGAAUUGCAAUGGCUUGUACGGUUCACCCAGGCGUAUAUUCAUCAACAGCAGUUUCGGUUCGACUCACAUUGUCGACGAGGAGGCUGAGGAUGGUGAAGUUGAGCUAAGACGUCCACGCAUUUUCCGCCAUUUGAGUACGGAAAAUGGUAACGAAUUGGAUCGUGAUUGGUUGUAUCGCAAGCCAAGGGCCCCAACAGAUAUGAGACAUUCAGUCCAACCCAUGUUGCCUACCCACAAUAACUCGAACAACAGCUCCAGCAAGUUGAUUACCACAGACUUGGAUUAUUCCGCCCAUGACAGUGGCCUUGAUACCCCACCCUCAACACAUCGUCCGUCCAGUUAUCGUGAAGCCCCCAACCAACAUCAACCCUCGCCCCGUGACUCCACCGAAACCUCGGUCAGCUCAUCGCGUGGCACAAUGCUUAACUCUCCCGGUGGCAGUUUUCGUGCCAAACAUUUGCAACAGGUCAGCAAUUUGAAUCAGGUCAAUGCCCUGCAUGGUUCACGUUAUAGCGUACAGGAACGUAUCCUCAAGAUACGUAAUGAGGAGGAUCGUUGUGCCUCCAUCAAGUCAGGCAAUCGUGCCAAUAUGAACUCGGAGAUGUAUGAUCCAAAUCAGAAUCGUUAUUAUAAGAAUGGCAACCAAUCGCCGGUGGCAUCGUUGACACCCCAACACACACCGGUCAAGAUGCAACAUCUGCAUCCUCAAAUGAAUGGAAAUAAUGGAAAUAAUAACGGCACUCUGAAUGGUAAUAUGCCAAAUGGUUCGGCCAUAUUCCGGGAACGUUAUCAACAUCCAGCCUUGGCGGCCAUCAUCAAUGAGGCUCAGGGUAUGAAGUUCAGAGAUCGUUCAUAUUCCGAUUGCCAACAAAUGCCACCGAGGCGCAGUGUCAACAACAAUCCAUCACCGUUGACCACCCGGCGCAAUCAUGUUAAUCCAAUAUUUGGCACCCCCACCCGCGUAUAGCGGCUAAAGAUCUAAAACGAUGGGAAAAUAAAUGAAGCAACUGACUACAAGGAGAGAGAGCUAACAAUUGAUUGAAACGAUUUGUUUGGAAAACCCAAAAACAAACAAAUUAAGGAAAUUAAUAAAUUAAAAAAAAAAAAAACUAAAAACACAUUGGAAAUAAAACAGGUUUAGUAAAAUAUUAUUCGAAAAUAAAAUUAAAUUUAAAUGAAUAGAUGAAAAUAAUUUACAUUAAAAUAUUGAAAACUAAAUGGAAAAAUUAAUUAAUUAACAAACUUAUGCUGCUGAUUAGCUAUAACUCUUAGUAUACAUCUACAUAUGAACAAUAUACGUAAAUAUCCAGCUUUUUGAUAUGAUACAUGAACUAGAAAAAAAUAACAACAAUUUAAAAACAAUUUAUUACACAAAAAAUGAUUAUUGGAAUUACACAGUGCUACAUUAAAAAAAAACUGAAGACACUAAUUGUGCUUAAAUUUAAAUUUACUUCCGAAGGUGAAAUAUUCCAUGGCAGAGUGAUCAAAUAUAAAAAAAUUUAAAUGUGGAAUUUUUGAAAAUUCGAAAAGGUUUAAAGGAUGGUGUGACAAAUUAACCACAUUUAAAAUACAUUAAUUUUAUAAUCAAUUAAAUGAAAAAGUCUAAUAAGACAAUUAAAUGAAGAAAGUCAAAUAAUUCUAAGAGUCUAAUUUUAGAGCUCGAAAUCUAAAAUAUGCUCUCUUAAUGAAGCUUGAAUGCGAAUUCAAAAUAAAUUUGCUAAAUAGAUGACAAUUAUAUCAGAUAAUAAGUCCUAAAAAUUCUGUACGAGAUAUAUGAUAUUCCCAAGAAUAUAUUUUAAAACAAUAAUGUCUUAAUAUGAACUCAAAAAUUAUUCGAACACAAUUAUACAUGUUUGCGUAUUAGUAUUGUCAGCAAUCAUACGCCGCCAUGAAUGACAAAUACUCUACUUUCAAAAAAAGUAGCAAAUAAAGACCUUCAAAUUUUAGUGACAAAGCAUAUAUAUGAAAAACUUCUAAUAUAAAAGCAACAUUUUGAGCUCGAAAUCUAAAAAAAAUGCUCACAUAAUGAAGUUUGAAUACGAACUCAACAUGAAUUUAAAAAAUAAAAAUGAGGGGAAUUAAAUACAGCCUUCAAGCAGAGAAUCCUAAAAAUACUAUGCGGGUUAUAUGAUACUUCAAAAGGAUAUAUCCCAAGCCUUAUCAUGUCUUGAUAUAAAAUCAAAAUUGAUCGGAAUACAAUGAAAUUUUGUUUGCGUAUUAGUAUUGUCAUGAACCAAUACCAAUAUUGACUAAAUUAACUAAUUACGUAUUCCAAUUUGAAACUUAAAAAAAAUUGAUUCGAAUAGAAUGACAUAUGCCUGCGUAUUAGUAUUUUCAGCAUUCAUACGCCACCAUGAACCAAUAUCUGAAAAUUAUAGAUUUAAAAAAUACAGAUUUUUUCAUAUGUCAUUUUUUUAUCAAUUUAAAUUUAUUAAUUGUUUCAAAUUUAAGGCCUCUUAAACAAAUAACAAAUAUAUGGUAAUUAAAAAAAACUGCGAUUUUUUUACUGGAAACUCAGGAUAUGAAAUAUUGAAGAUUAGAUAUGCUAACGUACAAGUGUUGCCAAUACUCAUACGUCACCACUUAUAAAUUUUAAGUGCAUUAAUUAUUCCAAAUACUGACUUAUAAUUAACCAAAUUUAAGCUCCAUAAACCAAAUUUCUGGUUAGAGAUUCCGAAUAAAAUGUUGUUUGAAGUUCCUGAUUAACGUGGACCAUGGAAGUGUUUUAAGCCCGCUUAAAUGACAUUAAAUGUUAAAUUAUGAAAAAAACUUGGAUUUUCCAUUGAAAAUUAAAAAUUAAAAAUAAAUUAAGUAUUGCCAAUACUCAUACGUUACCAUUCGCCAGUCUUAAAUGCAUCAAUUGUCAAUUUGGAGCCCCAUAAAUCAAAAUACUGAUUAGAGAUCAGAAUGAAAUAUUGUACCAAAAUGUAAGGCGGCGUAUUAGUAAUGUUAACAUUCAUACGUCACCAUUACUUAAAUUAAAUGUUUCUAUUUUCAUAACAUGGAAUAAUUGUGAACCCCUUAACUCAAAUUAAAUUUGGCAGAUGUUAUUUUAUUAAAAACGCCUUCAAUUUUCCAUUGAAAGCUAAUUUAAAUUUCUAAGUGCCGAGUCAAUUUUGAUGUCGGUAAAUCCAAUUUCCGUUAAAAAUUACUCAUGUGGUGACGUAUAAUUAUUUUCAAUAUUCAUACGUCAUCAUGACGUAUGAGUGCUGGCAGUACUUAUACCCCGCCCAUGAUUUUAAAUCAGUCUUAACUGGAGAGCUAAUUUUCAACAAUUUUUUGUAACAACUUAAAUCCAAUUCUUAUACAAUACAGGGCCGAAAACACUUCCAAAUUCUCUUAAUAGAAUAUUAAUCCAUAAUUUAUUUGAGGACAAGAUGUCGCCAAUUUAUGCCAGUUGGCGUAUUUGUAUUGUCAAUAUUCAUACGCCAUAUAUCAAACUAUUUUUUAAGUGUCUUUACUUUAGUUAACUUUUAUAUUAGAAUAUCUUGCAUCAAUUAUUAUACGAUGCAGAAAAUUGUUAAAAAUCCGUACAGUGUUUUCCAAAAAAAAAAAAAAAAAAAAAAAAAACUGACGACAAUCUGAAAUUUUUUUAAAGAAAUUUCUUCUAUAAUUGUCUACAAAUAACCAAUGCGUUUAGAUACCCUUUGCUAGGAUCUUUAUACAUAUACCUUACUACAAACCCUUGAUAAGUGAAAGUAAGUCAUUAAAAUACUUCAGAUAGCAAAAGCUACUUCUUUGGUUUAUAAUGGCGUAUAAGUAUUGUCAAUAUUCAUACGCCCUGAGCGACUGAAUGUUUGUUCUGUUUUUAAAGGUGGCUUUGAACAUCAUAUAUCAUCAGACAACAAAAGCUGUUUCUUUGAGUUAUAAUGGCGUAUAAGUAUUGUCAAUAUUCACACGGCAUGAUAGGCUAAUCCGUUUUUUUAAUGGUGGCUUUGAGAGCAAGAAUUAAAUGUUAAAUCUCAUUUCUAAACAUUUAUUUCGGUUUCCAUUCAAGUUCACAGAAAAAAGACUUCAUUUGUCAUAGCCUAACAUGUUGUGGCUAUAUAUUCGACUGAUAACUUUAUUAAAAAAAUACAAAUAAUUUUUCGGACGAGCUCGCAAAACAAAAAAAAGUUUCAUUUGUCAUGACCUAACUUUUUGAGAUUAUACUUUGUACUGACAAAUCGAUCGAGCGAGGCAAAGAGAUUUUGCUGAGUUCACUCUAGAAUGUCCCUUCGGAAGUGAAAAAAUCAUUUUCUUAUGGCCGUAGCACUAACCCCUGGUCCUUAUUACUUUUACUACUAUUACUACUACCACUACAACUACUUUAGGCAUCACUUAAUUUAGCAAUAAUCUUUUAUCUAUGUAACAAAAUGUAGUAGUGUGAGAAAAAAAACAAAAACUAUUAAAAAAACAACAACGCAAACAAACAACUGUGAACUUUAUAUAGGAGACAUUCUUUCUAGGCAUUAUUAUUAUAAUUUUUUUAUUACAACUAUAAAUAUUUGUUCUUUAAUUUCAAAAAGAAAAUAAUAAUAAAAAAUUAAAUAAAAUAAAUUUUAAUUAAUAGAAAAUAAUUAGAUAUUGAUUUUUUGAAAUUUUUUCUUUUUAGUUUCUAAUAUAAAAUAUAUUAAACUAAUAUUUUUUUAAAUAAAUAAAAUACUCCAAUUUCUUUGAAAUAUAAAAUUAAAAUUAAUAACAAAAAUAACACCAAUAAUUUAGUAAUUAAAAAAAACAAAAGAAAUAUUAUGAAACACCAAAUAUUAUUCUUUAAAUAUUAAUAAUGAUAAAAUAAAAAUUUAAAAAAAAAAUAUAUAAAACAAUAUUAAAAUCAAUCUUAAAACUAAAACUUAAAUUCCCAAUUAAGUUAUCUUUAUAUGUUUCCCCCUUAACCAGAGCUUCCCUUAUCAACUGUUUUCAUAUUUUUAGAAAAAAUAUUCUUAUUAUUUUUAGUUUUGUUAUAUUUUAAUCAAAAUUUUUACCCAAUAAAAUUUCGAAGACAUUGUAA
This is a messenger RNA of Musca domestica (house fly), 7182 nucleotides long. Its product is annotated as GATA zinc finger domain-containing protein 8-like. Gene Ontology annotation, cellular component: plasma membrane. The record is from RefSeq and is a predicted model, not a curated record. Gene Ontology annotation, biological process: actin cytoskeleton organization. The coding region runs from base 784 to 3159 and encodes 791 amino acids. The transcript is spliced from 8 exons. NCBI's taxonomy places the organism in Eukaryota, Metazoa, Arthropoda, Insecta, Diptera, Muscidae.